CUCUUUCAUCCAUCCCCGUCAUCCCGACCCCGACACAUCGCCUUUCAAACCGACCCAACUGUGGUGGGCAUCCGCCAGAGCCCCCGACCCGUCGCCUGUGCGCCCUGCCGGCCUGUCCUUUGCGUCAUCCAGUCGCCGAAACCGCCAACCGGGCUUUCUUGGCCUCGCCUUCGCCUUCGACGGUCUCCCUCCCUCCCUGCUUGCCUGCCCUCCCAUCCUCGUCCCAUCACCCCGUUCCGCCCCCCUGGCUUCGCCAUGUUCUCUACUGGCCGUCGACGCAUUCUAGAUGGACUCAAUCGGAGGUACAUCUACGGCCGUCUGCCAUUGCUCCACGCCAUCAUCUUCCUGAUCGAGAUGGCGGCUGCAAUGCGGCUUGCCGCUAAGUUUAACUCCUACUAUGCGGAGAAACCGGUCCUGACUACGAUGGUCACCAACGCGAUUCUCGGUGGCAUCGCAGACACGGUGGCACAGUUGAUCACGGCCGUCAGGGCGAGUGCCGGACGCAGGCCCCCGGAUGGUGGAGACCUCAUCUCGAUUGAGAUUCACGAGCUUGACAAGAAGAAACCGCCUGCUCUGGGUGAGCUGGGCCUUGCGAGACAGCUGGUGUCGCCGUUCGAUUUCGAGCGCCUGACUCGCUUCAUGUCGUAUGGCUUCUUCAUGGCGCCGGUUCAGUUCCACUGGUUUGGGUUCCUGUCUCGCACGUUCCCGCUCACUAAGAAGGCCCCGUCCAUCCCGGCCCUGAAGAGGGUGGCCGUGGAUCAGCUCAUGUUCGCUCCGUUCGGCCUGGCUUGCUUCUUCACGUUCAUGACGGUGGCCGAGGGUGGUGGCAGGAGAGCGUUGACGCGCAAGUUCCAGGACGUCUACCUCCCCACUCUCAAGGCCAACUUUGUGCUGUGGCCGGCUGUUCAGAUCCUGAACUUCCGCGUCGUGCCUAUCCAGUUCCAGAUUCCGUUCGUGUCGUCUAUCGGUAUCGCCUGGACCGCGUAUCUGUCGCUGACCAAUUCGUCGGAGGAGGAGUAAGGGUCACCGGGCCCGUUGGUUCUCAAAAGGUGUUCUGUCAUUGCGUCGCUCAUUUCUGUACCUGUCGUUCCUUAUCUGGCUGCGUUGUGUAUGCUUACCGGGCGUUGUACAUGUGCUUCUGGGACUUGGUAUUCUUCCUCUAUGGGUGUCUGGAUCAUCUUCGCGUGGUUACCGGAGUCAUUGCGUUCGUUCCUUAUUGAUAAACCAUGUCGACAGAGAAUACACCGUGUUUCGGGUUAGUGACUGAGGGUCUUGACUCCUGAUCCUGUGCUAGAGUACUCCGUACGUAGGCGGGGCAUCGGUAAGACAGACCGACCCGAUGGUCCAGCUGGACGAGAAGACCCGGAAGGUGGGCUGAUAGAGAUCCGAGGCUAUGGGGAGAGCGGGCUGAUGUUCACCCCUGAGGCCGGGGGGUUCC
This is a messenger RNA of Aspergillus heteromorphus CBS 117.55, 1438 nucleotides long. RefSeq names its product Mpv17/PMP22 family protein. The transcript is spliced from 6 exons. NCBI's taxonomy places the organism in Eukaryota, Fungi, Ascomycota, Eurotiomycetes, Eurotiales, Aspergillaceae. Gene Ontology annotation, cellular component: membrane; cytoplasm. The record is from RefSeq and is a predicted model, not a curated record. The coding region runs from base 256 to 1020 and encodes 254 amino acids.